Molecule: messenger RNA, 4557 nt
Organism: Aspergillus calidoustus
Lineage: Eukaryota; Fungi; Ascomycota; Eurotiomycetes; Eurotiales; Aspergillaceae
Source: the annotation of a GenBank genome assembly
GUGCCGAAUUACUCCCAUCACCAUCAACGCAUCGCUCGUUCCAGCAUUAAGGAGAGCUCGGUACCUACGAUAACGGGUGCUAAUAUCGGGUAUGCGCUAUAGUUGUGCCUUACAUCGCCAGAUCUAAGAGCUUCAGCGUCCCGUGUCGUAGAACAAGGUCUGGGCGACGCGCGCAACUUGUGUCUCAACCUGCCUUACCCGUUUGCAGUACCUCCACCUACAUCGCGCCGUAGAAAUCUGAAACCUACCAAACGUUAUAUACACCCUCAUCAUGGCUGAUGAACCGCGUCGCUCUGGUCGCUCGACCAAGGGUCAGCACAAGAACCUCGAUUUGAUCCCCGAAACGCCCGCGAAGAAGCCAAAAGCGAAAGCGCAAGCGAAAGAAAAAAACCCGAAGCCGUCCGCAGAGCCCACUCCCCCUCCUGAGGAGGAGGAAGAAAUCAUCCGAUGCGUAUGUGGCGAGUACGAGGAGGAGGAAGAUAUCGAGCGUGACAUGAUCUGCUGCGACAACUGUUCGGCAUGGCAACACAAUGACUGUAUGGGCUUGACGUUCGCGAAGGGGGAGGAACCUGAUCAGUACUUCUGUGAGCAAUGCAAGCCCGAGGAUCACAAGGACUUGCUUGAGAGGAUGGCUCGGGGUGAGAAGCCAUGGGAAGAGGUUGCAGAGAGGCGACGCAAGGAAGCCGAAGAGAUGAAAGCGCAGCGGCGCAGGAAGGGUAAGAAGGGACGGAAGGGAGGUAGACAGAGCGAGGUCAAAGCCGAGACAACGACACCUGCUCGUGCCACAGCUCCACGCGCAUCUGCCACACCAGCAGAAACUCCUGUGGCCAAGACUCCUGUGGCCAAGGCCCCGACACCUGCACCUGCACCUCCACCUUCACCUCCAUCUGCAGCUCCAUCUGCACCUCCUGCUGUAGCUGCUCCUACCCCCACGCCACCAGCAGCUCCUACCCCAGCGCCAGCUCCGGAGACGAAUAACCAGACGGAUAACCAUGCUGCUGAAGAGCGGCGACCGAGCGCGCAGAAGCGCAAGUUUAGUGAGCACCAGGAAGUACCGGCCCCGGAAGCUACGAAACAACAAAAGGUCUCGCCACCCGUGAAUAAUACCCCAACACCUCAACCCAAGAAGACUGCCUCCGUGAAGAAGGAGUCCAAAUCGCAGGCCCCGAAGCAACCCCCUGUCGCGCCUGUCGCACCAGUUUCAGCAACAGAGGCGGCCAAGUCCAUCGCGGAGCUCAUCAUCCCCGCUCGAAGGAAUGCUGCCAAUGCGCUGUCAAAGGUCUUUGUAGAUCAAAUUUCCAAUGCGUCGACCGGAGGGUCUUUCAAGCUACCCGAAGGCAAGUCUGGGGAGGAAUUUGGCGAGCAACUCGGCCUCUCGGUCGAGCAUGCUAUGUAUCAGAAUCUAUGUGGAGGAUCUGGAGAGCCUACAGAAGCGUAUAAGUUACAACUGCGGACGGUUUUGUUCAACGUAAAGAAGAACCCUUCUCUACGGGAUCGUCUGCUCGUAGGUAGUUUACUCCCUGAGGCUCUUUCUAAAAUGAGCUCCCAAGACAUGGCAAGUGAGGAACUGCAGCAGAAAGAUGCUGAGAUCAAGGCGGAAGCUGAGAGACAGCACAUCAUCGUCCAAGAGCAGGGCCCCCGGAUUAGGCGGACCCAUAAGGGGGAGGAGAUAGUCGAGGAUGAGCAGCAUGUCUCUAGCGAGCCCGUCUUCUCAGCUGCUCCUCGUCGUUCCACUGUCGCUGAAACAGAUGGCAGUCCCGCAGCACAAAGCCCAACCAGCCCAACAGCCAAGCAACCCGAGACUGAUGGCCAGGAAAAGACCCCCCAAGAAACAACGCCAAACGAACGACCGACAACCCACGAUGAGCAUUUCCCACCUCGAGGCCACUCGCCUGGUGCUGGACAAGAACAAGUCUUUCCCGAAGUCGAGACACACAUCAAUGAACCAAUACCAACAGGAAAGGUCCAGGCUGAUGCAGAGAUCGAUAAGCUGUUGAAGGACGACGAGCCCGAGUCUCCGCCAUAUUCGCCAAAGGAGUUCCACGAUGAGGGCGCGAUAUGGCAUGGCAAGGUUGUCAUGAACCCUGUCUCGGAGUUCUCAUCUUUCGCCAAACAUGUUGGAGGAGCGGACCUCAGCGGCAGGAUACCUUGGGGUCAGCUCGUUCCAUCUACGUUGUUGAUCGACGGGAGAAUUGAUAUCCAGCUUGCCAGCAACUAUCUAUGUGGUCUGCGGUUCAGUUCCUCGACGGACGUCACCGUCAUCUCCAUCAGCAGCCCGGAAUCACCGAAGGAAAAGGCAGGCUUUGACAAGCUGUUCAACUACUUCCAGGAGCGCAAGCGAUACGGUGUCAUUGGGAAACACCCUCUACCGGCUGUGAAGGAUACAUAUCUCAUUCCCAUUGAGGCAGGAUCGACGAAGAAACCCGAGUUUAUUGAGCUUCUAGAGAAUAACGCGCUUGAAGAUCCUACACCCGAGCGUGUCCUGCUCGUCGUGUUCGCGAUCAAGACGGGAGAGUCAAAUCCCCCUUCAGUGCAACCUUCAUCACACCAUUCGAGCCUGGAGCCCGCAGCUUCAGCAAGUCCUUUGACCGUUGCCUCCGCCACUCCACAACAAGCGCACUUUGCCACUCCAGGUCCACGGCCUUCAAUCCAACAGCAGUACGCCCAAACACCCACACCAGCAUUCAACGUCGCUGCCCAAGGCCAACAACAACGCCACCACCAAGCGCAGGCGCAGCAACCACAACCACAGGCUGCCAUGUACGACUCAUACCAGCCGCUGCCAGCAGAGAACGAUGGAUCCCCCAUCGGCCUCGCGGCGGCCGUCCAGGUCCUCGGCCCGCAAGCAAGCACCCCUUCAAUCCAAAAGCUCCUACAGCAGGUGCCCAAAGUCACAAUCACCCAGCUUCAGAUCGUCCGGGACAUCCUGGUACAACACCCCCAGGCAGCCUCGGACUAUGACUCGCUCAUGCAUGAACUAGUAAAAGCUACUUCACCCAAUGGGAAUGGUCAUGCCCCAGCGCAGCCCGCGCAGUAAUAGUGCCGUGUUAUUGUUGUACCAUACUUCAUCCGGUUCAUUCCCAUUUUACGCUUUCGUAUCCUCUUAUUGUCCUUUGAAUCGAUGUGAUACAUUUCUGCUUUGAUUCUCAUGUUUCAUUCGUUUCUUCCUUGCUGUCAUGUGGACUUGGUCAAUGCGGGCACGGUGUUUUUAUGAUAUGAUGCGCUGUGGGCUCUCCUCUAUUUGGAGGACGGAAAACGGGUUUCUAGUUGAAUAUAUGGGAUGCUAUAUCGGUUAGUCUUGACGAGCUGCUAGUGGCUUCUCGACAUCAGUUAUGGAUUGAUUGUUUUUAUCUACUCAAUUGUUGUCUUCUAAAGACGCAACCUUGAAACCAGCAGCGUUUUUUCUGUACACACACUCUUAGUAGUAAAACUGGUACCAUAUUCUUUUGACCUGCCUUAGAGAAAGGUCAUGUAUUCGUAGACAAAAGCAAGUUAUGAUAAGACGGAGCUUUGACAUCUUUAGAGCGUAUAUCUAGAUGUAGGCACUAUUACCUUUACAUACUUUCAUCCCUAAUAUCCUAGGCACACUAGAAACAGAACGCCUGCGCUAUGCAAAUCCAGACCGAUACAAAGGCGCGGACGAAGCAAACCAGAAAGAUAAACGACACAUUCCCAACUCAUCAUCACCACCGCCCGCUCCGUUUCUUAUAACCACCACCACCUCCACCACCACCAUACCGUGGUCCCCGUCCACCACCAGAUCGACCUCCCCAGCCACCGCCAUCCUCCUCGUCGUGGUGACGAAUAGGCGGAGGCCGUCCCUUGAGUUCCUCGCUCAGCUUCUUGAAGCCCUUGCGCAUAUCUGAGUAUCCCAUGUGCAUCUUUCCGAAGAAAUGGUCCGCCAGGCGGCGGUCGUUGUCCAGCCGACUAAGGUACGCUCCGCAGACGUCGCACACUUGAAGUUUUUGGUGUCCCGAGGGACCGGAUGUAUCCUGGAGGUUCUUGAGCUCCCGCUCGCAUGUCUCCUUUUGGUGCUUUGCGGUGCGGAUCUUGUGGAGUUCGUUCAGGGCUUGCGCGACGGAGCCUGUUUCGCCGAGUACGGAGACUUCGAGAAGACCGGUGUUGAUGGUCUUCGUUAGGUCGGAAAUUUGUUUGAGCUGUUCAGGUUCAAGAUGUGUUAGUAGGGAUAUUUAAACUUUGAAGUUUAGUUUCAGAGGACGGUGCGCACCAGGUUAUUCGUCUGUCGGAUUUCAUCCGGUGUCUUCUCCAGACGUCGCUGGGCAGAUUCAAUUCUCCGGUCACAGUCAUCGAUAUAUUUUUGCAUAUCUCGCAUGUAAUCGUAAUCGAACCCCCAUUUCGCCUUCUCCGACGGAGACGCGCUUUCGUACUCUGCCUUCAAUCCUUCGCUAUGCACCUUUGGACAAGGGCCAAGGUCCUGCUUCGUAUUCGUGAAGAGAUCGUGCGGACAGGUUCCAACGAGGUAUGAGCGACAAACUUUCGGGUCCGUGAUAGAGAGUUGAGCGUUGCGAGAGGGUGCCCCGAGUCCUACAAGCUGGU